Molecule: messenger RNA, 558 nt
Organism: Xiphophorus couchianus (Monterrey platyfish)
Lineage: Eukaryota; Metazoa; Chordata; Actinopteri; Cyprinodontiformes; Poeciliidae
Gene: lyrm2
Product: LYR motif containing 2
Exons: 3
Coding region: 108-371 (87 amino acids)
Cellular component (GO): mitochondrion
Source: RefSeq, a predicted model, not a curated record
GCAGCUGGCGCUAUUGUGCCAAAAGGAGCGAGUCCUCCAGCGUCCAGUGAAGCAGCUGUUAACGUCCCCAGGACCACGGCAGCCUGUCCGCUCCCAGCUGGACAGAGAUGGGCUCCAGGUUACCGCCAGCAGCGCUUUCUUUAAAGCAGUUCCUACAGAGGCAGAAGGUUCUGGGAGUUUACAGGAGCAUGCUGAGGACCAUCCGCCAAGUUCCGGACGAGGCGGACAGGAAGUACCUGAGAGGCUGGGCCAGGGAGGAAUUCAAGAGGAACAAGAACGCCACCAACCAGGAUGCUAUCCGCAUGAUGAUCACACAGGCCACCAACCACCUGGAGGAGCUGCAGAAGUCUCUGUUGCUGGCGAGAAGCUGACCUCUGCGUUCUUCAGGAGUGUUCUUUACUUUUCUUCAGUGAAGAAAAUCAGGAUUUCAGUUGGACUGACAGUAUGAUACGCCACCUGGUGGCCCUGUGUGUUCAUGACAUCCAUGUGUGAGGCAAGUGCAGCAUCUGCCAAUCAGGUAUUUCAUGUAAAUAAAAAAGGCAAUAAAGAAACUUUUAU